Molecule: messenger RNA, 489 nt
Organism: Hepatospora eriocheir
Lineage: Eukaryota; Fungi; Microsporidia; Hepatosporidae
Source: the annotation of a GenBank genome assembly
AUGGCAACGUCACCAACAAGAAGGUUAUUAAAGGAUUUAGAAGUAGUAAAUAACAAUUGCGAAACUCAUAAAAUAUACGCAGAGCCACUAGAGAGUGAUGUAUUUACAUGGGUGGCUAUUAUUUCUGGACCAAGUGAUACUCCAUAUGAAGGAGGUUCUUUUUCACUAGCAAUGAUUUUUGAUGAAACUUACCCACAAAAUGCACCAGAAGUAUGCUUCUUAUGCCCUAUGUUUCACCCAAAUGUAUAUAAUAACGGAGAUUUGUGUCUUGAUAUUUUAAAGAAUAAAUGGUCACCAACGUAUGAUGUUCUUGGUAUUUUACUUAGCAUACAGUCAUUACUUAAUGAUCCAAACAUCAAUAGUCCAGCAAAUGUUGAAGCUGCUAAUUUAUAUGAAAAUGAUCCAAAUCAAUACCAUUUAAGAGUAAGAGAUAUAGUAGAAAAGAGCUGGGAUAUUAAUGAGAUUGGUAAAAAGAAAAAAACAACUUAA